AUGAUCAGUUUUGACAGGGUCACGAAAAACACGAUCCCUCCUCCUGUGGAGUCGACUGUCACUUUUGAAUUUGCCCUUCAAGUGAAUCGAGCCAUGUACCGUCGUGCCACUUUUUCCUCUUUGAUCACCCGCCGUCUGCAGCAGCGCAGCAUCUCCAGCUCCUUCAGCCGCCAGUCGGACACAGCGCUUCCUCAUUUCCAUGCGGGGGACCGGUGCAACCCGCUGCUGCAGACGCCGCAGACGGUGUCGGUCAUCGGCGCCCCCAUGACGUACGGCCAGCCUUUGCUCGGCACCGAUGGCGGCCCAAAGCUGCUGAGAGAGGCAGGACUGCACAAGACGCUGGUGAAACUGGGCUGGUCCGUGGACGAGACUGGCGAUAUCGAGUACGUGGCGCCGACGUGUGACGAUCCGGUGCUGGACCCGCGCUACGGCAAAGCAAAGCAGUGUUUCGCCGUUGGCAAUGGAACCAAGAAGUUGUACGAGAUCUACAAGAAAAAGGCAGAAGAGAAAAAGUUCUGUCUAGUGCUGGGAGGCGACCACACAAUUGGAGCAGGAUCCCUCGCGGGGUUGCUGUCGGUGCAUCCGGACGCAGGUGUGAUCUGGGUGGACGCUCAUGCAGACAUCAACACGCCUGCAGGCUCGGAAUCGGGUAACAUGCACGGCAUGCCAAUCUCGUUCCUCAUGAAAGGCAUGGUCGACACCUCGAAGCUACCUGGAUUUGAGUGGCUCGCCAAUGUCCCGACGAUGAAACCGGAUCAACUGGUGUAUAUUGGUCUGCGGGACAUCGACAACUUCGAGCGUAGUGUCAUUCGCGAGAAGCAAAUCAAGGCGUUUACGAUGCAGGACGUGGAUCGACACGGCAUUGGCAAAGUCAUGGAAAUGGCGCUUGACCACCUUAGUGCCAAGAACGAGCGUCCAAUCCACGUAAGCUACGACAUUGACGCCGUGGACCCGUUGAUAGCACCGUCCACGGGCACACGCGUGCGUGGAGGACUCACGUGGCGCGAAGCAAACUAUGUUGCGGAGGCCGUGGCAGAGACCAACAUGAUGAUUGGACUGGACAUGGUCGAGGUGAACGCGACGCUGGCUCCGGGUGUUGGUGCCCAGAUCACGGUGGACAUGGCACUCAUGCUCAUCGCAUCGGCGAUGGGCAACCGCAUUUUGUAG
Messenger RNA from Peronospora matthiolae, 1167 nucleotides. The record is from the annotation of a GenBank genome assembly. NCBI's taxonomy places the organism in Eukaryota, Oomycota, Peronosporomycetes, Peronosporales, Peronosporaceae.